AUGUCUGCUGCGGCGCCUGCGAGUGCUCAGGGAAACAAUCGGGGUAGCUGGCAGGACCGGCUGAAGGAACAUUGCCGGGCUGCCAAGUUGCGAGAGCCCUUGUUUCACAUUGUGUCUGACCGGCGAGGAGGACGAACAGCCUGGUCCAGCACCGUCGACGUAGCCGGCCUCAACAUCGCCGCGCGAUACUGGUACGAUGGCCAGUAUCUCAACAACGCCCGCGAAGACGCCGCCGAGGUCGCCCUGCAGCAGCUAAACGCCCAACCACCGUCGUCGACGACCUAUGCUGGGCAGUUUUGA
Molecule: messenger RNA, 300 nt
Organism: Talaromyces rugulosus
Lineage: Eukaryota; Fungi; Ascomycota; Eurotiomycetes; Eurotiales; Trichocomaceae
Exons: 3
Coding region: 1-300 (99 amino acids)
Source: RefSeq, a predicted model, not a curated record